CCAGGUCUCGUCCCACGGAGAAGGCCGUGCCGGUGGCGAGCGCCGCUUUCGCUUUCUCUUCCCGGUGCCCACUCCUCCUCGCUCCUCGUGCGGCAGCAGGUCCCCCCCGGCCCUGCCAUGGCCACGCUCAGGGUCCAGCCUGAAGCCCAAGCCAAGGUGGAUGCGUUUCGUGAAGACCUGCGUGCCAAGACCGAGAGCCUGCUUGGGAACUAUUUCCCCAAGAAGAUUUCUGAGUUGGAUGCGUUUUUAAAGGAGCCGGCUCUCAAUGAAGUCAACCUGAGCAACCUGAAGGCCCCCCUGGACAUCCCCAUGCCUGACCCGGCCAAGGAGAAAGAGAAGGAGGAGCGAAAGAAACAGCAGGGGAAGGAAGACAAAGACGAAAAAAAGAAAGAGGAUGAUGAAGAUAAAGGUCCUCCCUGUGGCCCAGUGAACUGCAAUGAGAAGAUUGUAGGCCUUCUGCAGCGCCUAAAGCCCGAGAUAAAGGACGUCAUCGAGAAGCUGAAUCUGGUCACCACCUGGUUGCAGCUGCAGAUUCCCCGGAUUGAGGACGGCAACAAUUUCGGAGUGGCUGUCCAGGAGAAGGUGUUUGAGCUGAUGACCAGCCUUCACACCAAGCUGGAAGGCUUCCACACGCAGAUAUCCAAGUAUUUCUUGGAACGCGGAGAUGCGGUGGCCAAAGCAGCCAAGCAGCCCCAUGUGGGUGACUACAGGCAGCUGGUGCACGAGCUGGACGAGGCAGAGUACCGGGACAUCCGGCUGAUGGUCAUGGAGAUCCGCAACGCUUAUGCUGUGUUGUAUGACAUCAUCCUGAAGAACUUCGAGAAGCUCAAGAAGCCCAGGGGAGAAACAAAGGGAAUGAUCUAUUGAGAGCCGCCUCUCCCGUUCUGUGAUGCGGGUGGCCCAGACCGUCCUGCUUUUUGCUGGGGACUCCAGGCCUUUCUUACCUUCCUGCUGUUGAGAUUUCUCCCUCACCUGGCCUCCUAGGCACAAUAAAUAUAGUCAAAACUGUU
Molecule: messenger RNA, 1010 nt
Organism: Oryctolagus cuniculus (rabbit)
Lineage: Eukaryota; Metazoa; Chordata; Mammalia; Lagomorpha; Leporidae
Gene: PSME1
Product: proteasome activator subunit 1
Biological process (GO): regulation of G1/S transition of mitotic cell cycle; positive regulation of endopeptidase activity; regulation of proteasomal protein catabolic process
Cellular component (GO): proteasome activator complex; nucleoplasm; cytoplasm
Molecular function (GO): endopeptidase activator activity
Source: RefSeq, a predicted model, not a curated record